Messenger RNA from Olea europaea var. sylvestris, 2668 nucleotides. RefSeq lists its product as uncharacterized. Bases 353 to 2341 code for a protein of 662 amino acids. Lineage: Eukaryota; Viridiplantae; Streptophyta; Magnoliopsida; Lamiales; Oleaceae. The transcript has a single exon. The record is from RefSeq and is a predicted model, not a curated record.
UUUAGAAUCUUGCAUGCAUUUAUCUGCAUAAUGCUUAACUUUUAUUAUCCAGUAACUUUAUUUGGUUAAUAAUGAAAUUCUUCGUGAAACAGGUUGACCAGCUACUAUACUGCACUGAAGUACUUGAAUUGUGUGUAAUAAUCCAUCACUUCUUCUAAUUGGGGCAAGUUCAGAUCAGCGAAUGGAUCGUUGUGAUACUUCUGGAUUUGUGAGCGGGGGUGGGGUGUACUCUUUCAGAGGCAUCUAACCUUUGUUUUGUUACUAAUUGAUUUAAACCCGGAAGUCAGGAAGACUGUUCUUUUGCAUCUGAAUUUGGAUCAAAUAAGUGUAUUGCAUCAGUGGCUAUUUGGUCAUGAAUGCCAGAUUUCACAAUCUUGGUUUUGCUGCUAACCCUGUAUCAAAUGCAUUCAAGAAUCUGGGCAGUUCCAGCCAAAUUGGAGGAGUCAGGGGUGUUUAUCAUGAAGAUACGACCUUACAACUUAAUCCACCGUCUUUUCAGAUCCCUUCCACAUCUGCUCCAAAGGGAAUAAAGCGGAAGUGGAGUUUAAUAGAUGGACCCAUGGAUCAGCAAAUCGAAUCUUCACUAUGUCUCCGCCUAGGCCAGUCAUCAAGUUCGUCAGAUAGUAAGGGGAGUACAGCGACUGCAUGCACUUCGAUGUCCUCGGCAAAAGAAACUGAAGAAGAAUCGUCAAUGGAUCUAGAACUGGACUUCACACUCCAUCUUGGCAGUGAAUUAAAUCCAAGGAAAUCAGCCAGUUCGAAAUCCCUGAGUGCACAGUCUAAGGUUGAUUUGGAGUUGAGCCUUUGUAGUAGGCCUGCUGAAUCUGAUAUAACUACAUUUUGUCCAAGCUCCACUACGGCAAAGAAUGUUCUCAAAAUGGCGUUUACUGGUGAUGGAGCUUUUAACACUGAUGAAGGAUCCAUGGGAAGUCCUUUUUAUCCAUUUCCAAUUGCACGGGACAUAGAAAACACUAACUUCCUCGGCCAGGCUCCAAGACAAAUGAAGCCGGUAUCACUGUCUCCAGAUCUCUCUGCAAGUGUAAUGACUACACCAAAAAGCUCAGUCACCUGUACUUCCGGGAUAACACAGCUUCAACAGCAGCGCACUAGUUGUGCUAAACAGUGUCAGUUUCAGGGAUGUUCCAAGGGAGCAAGAGGUGCUUCUGGCCUUUGUAUCGCUCAUGGUGGCGGUCGGAGGUGCCAACGUCCUGGUUGCCAUAAAGGAGCUGAGGGUCGGACUGCAUUCUGCAAGGCUCAUGGUGGCGGUCGGCGAUGUGAAUUUUUAGGAUGUACAAAGAGUGCAGAAGGACGUACAGACUUCUGUAUUGCUCAUGGCGGUGGCCGCCGUUGCAGUCAUGAGGGCUGCACCCGUGCUGCAAGAGGGAAAUCUGGAUUGUGCAUUCGGCAUGGUGGUGGCAAGAGAUGCCAGAGAGAGAACUGCACAAAAAGUGCAGAAGGCCUUUCUGGUCUUUGCAUCUCACACGGAGGUGGUCGCCGAUGUCAGUAUCCUGAAUGCACUAAAGGGGCCCAAGGAAGCACAAUGUUCUGUAAGGCUCAUGGCGGUGGCAAACGUUGCACAUUUUUGGGAUGCAACAAGGGUGCGGAAGGAAGCACUCCUUUCUGCAAGGGCCAUGGUGGAGGGAAACGAUGUUCUUUCCUAGGAGGCGGGGUUUGCCCAAAGAGUGUGCAUGGGGGUACCCUUUUCUGUGUAGCACACGGAGGUGGCAAGAGGUGUGCUGUGCCAGAGUGCACGAAGAGUGCAAGGGGACGUACAGCCUUUUGUGUCCGUCAUGGUGGGGGAAAGAGAUGCAAAUAUGAAGGGUGUGGAAAAAGUGCUCAGGGCUGCACUGAUUUCUGCAAGGCUCAUGGAGGAGGGAAGAGAUGCUACUGGGGUCAGCCUGAUUCUGAAUUUGGCAAGGGCGAUGGACCUUGCAACUCGUUUGCUCGGGGUAGGAGUGGGCUCUGCGCAUCGCAUGGUUCCUUGGUUCAGGACAAUCGGGUUCAUGGUGGUGAAACUAUAGGAGCUGUCAUUCAGGAUUCAAAAACCAGCCAACCUUCUAAGAUGAAACAGAUUUUCACUGCCGAUGACAUGAGUGUUGACAUUAUAGAGAACAGUGUUGCGGCUUCCCACAGGAGUUGGAAUUAUUUAGGCCCCCAUCAUGCUCGUAUGCCAGUAGGAGGCAACUCAUCACCCAGUACAGUCCCUGAAGGAAGGGUGCAUGGAGGAAACCUUGUGGCACGGUUUGCGGGGAGUUCUCAUCACAGUUUCACCAGCAGCAGAGACAUUGUUGGUUCAUCCGAGUCGGAGAAAUCUUUCAUGACUCAUCAGACCUGGAUAUAAGAUAUGUUACCUGGUUUUCCAUUGUUCUUACUAGCUUAGUACUUGGCCUGUAUUGUGUCUGUUACAUUUAUGUUUGUUUAGUGGUUGGAAAAUGAGAAACUCCUGUCUUAUUUCUCUGAUAUUUCUUGAACUUUGUUGCAUGUGUGGCAAUAAAGGGAAAUAAACUAUGGUCUAGUAACCCUUUGUCUGUGGGUCAUUGGUGUUUAUUCAUGUAAAUAUUUUAAUUAUUCCAUCCUAGUUUCUUUGGUCUGUCAUUUUAUGGGUCUUGUGGAGUCAUGUUGUAAAACAAUGUUUCUAGUUUUGUGCAUAUCCUCCUUUUGACGAUUC